Rhinichthys klamathensis goyatoka is the source of this 3252-nucleotide messenger RNA. RefSeq names its product neuropilin (NRP) and tolloid (TLL)-like 1, like (gene neto1l). The transcript is spliced from 12 exons. The record is from RefSeq and is a predicted model, not a curated record. Lineage: Eukaryota; Metazoa; Chordata; Actinopteri; Cypriniformes; Leuciscidae. Bases 933 to 2549 code for a protein of 538 amino acids. Gene Ontology annotation, molecular function: protein binding.
AGUUUAUUGAUGAAUGAAGUUAACAUUUUUAAAGCCAGAUAAGCAAGGUGAUUUUUCUUGGAAGGAAUUGGCUGACUCACACGAGCCACGUAUAAACCCUCGAAUGAAUUUAUAGUGUCUGCAUGCUUCGCUAAUUCACUCCAAUUGUCCGCAGGCUGCAGAUGCUCUUCGCCAAUCCAGCACUGCAGUGCUGCCGUGUGAGGUGUUGGAUUCAUUGGAUCCCGCAGUCUGACCGGCUUUGCGGCGCUUCUUUAAGAGAAUCAUCUACAUUAUCUUUAGUGGAUAGCCUAUGACGAACAGUUCCGUGUGCUGCCGCAUCAUGUUGACAUAACUCUUUUGAAGAACUGAAAAUAAUGAAUGGCCGGAGAGGAGCGAUGAUACGAAUUAACUCUUUGAUGUGAAGGGAAGCUGGAACGGGAUUUCGUACUGCAUUUAGGUUACUGCCGAGGAAACACUGGAAUGAGGCUCUAAACACGUUUCUUGUCGCUGCGAGUUAGCUUGUUGAAGUUGGCUUUGCUCAACAAUGGAAAAAUGAAUUGGAAUGGAUACUCUGAUAAAUGUUCCUUAGAGAUGGAAGGAAGAUUUUCCAGCCUUUUAUGAAUCUUUUCGUGGUGACUCUGGAAAGGUGGAGCGAUCAGGAAAAGCUAAUGACGGACCUAUUAAUCCAUCAAAAGCACCAGAGGGGUUUGGAAACGUUUGGAUGGAAAUGUUUACAUCUUUUUCUGGUUUUAUACGAAACUACUAAUGCAUAGUUGUGGAUCUCUGCUGGAAUCUCCAUUGUCAUUGAUUAAUAUAGUGAAAUGAAUUCAGGGCUUUUGACAUAUAUGCUGUGAUUUUUUUUUUUUUUUUUUUGGAAAUAUCCAUCUUUUCUUCUGAAAGUAUCCCUAUCUAAAUGGAAUUAGUUGAGAAAGCCCUUUGUGAAAGGAAUAGACAUGGUACAUGGGAACAGGUUCCUUCACGUUGUUGCAGGUCUUCUCAUGCUUGGGUUGUCUGGGGCAACAAAGAAAGAAGCAGUGAAAAACAAUUCAGGAGUGCAGCCGGCAGGGCAGUGUGGAACCUGGGUGAAAGAACCAGAGGGAGGCCUCUUCACCUCACCCAAUUACCCAAACAAAUAUCCCCCAGAGCGAGAAUGCAUCUACAUCAUUGAAGCUCCCCCGAGACAAUGCAUUGAUCUUUUCUUUGAUGAAAAGUAUUCAAUAGAGCCUUCAUGGGAAUGUAAAUUUGACCAUAUUGAAGUCCGGGACGGGCCCUUUGGCUUUUCUCCAAUAAUUGGACGCUACUGCGGGCAGCAGAACCCUCCAUACAUCAGAUCGAGCAGCCGCUACCUAUGGAUAAAAUUUGUUGCAGAUGGUGAAUUGGAAGCCAUGGGAUUUUCUGCGAGCUACAAUUUCACAGCAGAUCCUGACUUUAAAGACUUAGGAGUCCCCAAGCCUCUUCCCUUUUGUGAGUUUGAGAUGGGAGGACCUGAAGGCAUCAUUGAAUCGCAGCAGAUCACCAAAGACGGCAAAGCCUUGCAGACAGAGGCAGUGGACUGCAAGUGGUACAUCCGUGCCCCUCCUCGUUCCAAGAUCUAUUUACGUUUCCUAGACUACGAGAUGCAGAACUCCAAUGAGUGUAAACGUAAUUUCGUGGCGGUGUACGACGGCAGCAGCUCAGUGGAAGACUUGAGGAAUAAGUUUUGCAGCACGGUGGCCAACGACGUCAUGCUGGUGACCGCGCUGGGAGUGGUUCGCAUGUGGGCCGACGAGGGCAGCCGAAAGAGCCGCUUCCGUAUACUCUUCACUACCUUCCAAGAGCCUCCCUGUGAGGCAGAUACUUUCUUUUGCCACAGUAACAUGUGUAUCAACAACACGCUGGUGUGCAACGGAGUCCAGAACUGCGUCUACCCUUGGGACGAGAACCACUGCAAAGAAAAGAGGAAAGCCAACAUCCUGGACAACCUCAAUAACACCAACGGCACCAUCAUCGGCGUGACGUGCUGCAUCGUACUGAUCCUACUUGUCAUAUCUGUGAUCGUUCAAAUCAAGCAGCCACGGAAGAAGUACAUCCUGAGGCGGGAAGACUUUGACCCCACCAUGUUCCAAGAGGUGUUCCAGGAGCCACCGCAUUAUGAACUGUGCACUCUCCGCAGCGCGGCGGCCACAUCCGCGGACCUAGCCGAGCUGGCCGAGGACUUUGAGAGCUACCACAAGCUGCGGAGCGCCUCCUCGCGCUGUGUCCACGAGCAUCACUGCGGUUCCACGCAGUUGUCCAGCAACAAGGGCAGCCACACCAACCUGAGCGCCCGCGAGGCGGCGGCGGCCAUCCUGACGGACCUCCCACCACAACCCAUGCGGCCGCUUCCUCCCCAAACCAACCGCAGGAACAUUCUGGUAAUGAGACACACCUACUCACAAGAUGCCGCAGAUGCCUGUGACCUAGAUGAUGACCUGGAGGAAGUGCCCACCACUAGCCACAGGCUGUCCAGACACGAGAAAGCAGUGCAGCGGUUCUGCCUCAUUGGGUCUCUAAACAAACAUGAAUCUGAGUACAACACAACUAGGGUGUAACAGACAAUCUGAAGACUUCUUGAAAAUAGUGCAAUCCUGGAUCAGUACGAACGGGCUUCAAUGAAAUAUGAAAAUGUGGACCGGAGAUAUACACCAGCAUGAUAAUAACAUGGACAUUUUAAAGACAAAUUUAUCAAAACAACCUGCAGAUGUAAAGGAGGACAUGGAUUCAGUAACAAAGGAAGUGACUGUGUUGAAAUCGCUUUAACAUGUGCUCCUAAUUUAGUCGCAUAACCGUUUUUUGAAGGUUACUUAUUUAGGAUUGCAGAACAUUACAUGGUAGUUUGUUCAUUUACAUGAAUACAUGUGAAUCAGUGCUUUCAGGACUGUUGUAGUGCAUGCAUUUUAUUGUCAUGUUUUGCCACCAAACGUCUUUAUAUUUGUUAAAAUGCUUUUAAGACAUUGGGUAUUUGUGACUUUUAGCAAACACUUUCUAUCCACAUACUUGUCUGAAUCUUCACUUUAAUGUUAAGAUUUGCAUGCAUAUUUCCUUUAUCAUUUUUAAGUGAGUGACUGUGCAUUUAGGUACAGCAUCAAACCCAAGACUAAUUUAUUGUUGAUAGGUUUAAUUACAAAAUAUAUAUAUUAAAGCAAAUGGAAUGACAUAUACCCUUCCCCUCCCCUAUAGUUUACUGCUAUACUUACUAACUGCAUGCUAAAAUCAUCAGAUUUAUAAGAUCUACAGUAUGAUUCAGUAUGGGAU